GAGCGGGUGAAUCCUGUCAUGGAGGGUUCUCAGUGAUCCCUGUAAAGUGUUUUGGUACCAUGCCAGAACACUGUGAUCUGGGUUAGGAAGACACAUUGAGAAAGAUGUUGAUGGAUGUUUCCAGCAAUAACAACAAAACACUAGAUGGAUUUUACAAUGAUCUCCGCCGGAAAUAUCCAGAUGCCUUUAGCCUUGCUACUGACCUUGGCAGAAGGAAUGGAUCACUGCAGAAGUUACCACGGUUGGAGAAGACACCAUCCCCUGUAAUUGGAUUCCCACCAAACUCUCCAAAUGUUGCAUCUCCUCCAAAAUGGUCACCGGAUGGUUUCCUUUCCAAGGUGAAAUAUCAGAAAACGCAAAACAAUCAAAGAAAGGAAGAAGAAACAUCUCAGCAAAGUGGCAAUGCUGUUAUUAUCAAGGAUCAAGCCAUACCUGUGCCAACGUGGGCUCGGAAAGAUUACCUAGAUGCUCAAAAAGGGGUUUUAUUUCAUCUUCCAACUCUACGAACUCAGAUUGAGCAAAACAAAGUUGAGCUAAAAAACAAGUUUAACCCCCUCAAAAAGACAGAGACCAAGCAAAGCUCCCCAAUCCAGACAAGUUAUAGUGUUCAAGGAAAGACCUUCAGUGAUUAUACCACCACAAAGUCCACCAAUGAUUAUACUACCACACAGAUCACUGGAGAAUACACCACCACAAAGACCUCCAGAGAUUACACAACCGCAAAAAACACCAAAGAUUACACUACCACACAGACCACCGGAGAAUACACCACCACAAAGACUUCCAAAGAUUACACAACCACAAAGACUAACAAAGAUUACGCUACCACACAGACCACCGGAGAAUACACCACCACAAAGACUUCCAGAGAUUACACAACCACAAAGACCAACAAAGAUUACGCUACCACAAAGACCAAGUGUCACGAUGGUGAAAACACCACCACAAAGACCUCCAGAGAUUACACAACCACAAAAAACACCAAAGAUUACACUACCAUACAGAACUCCGGAGAAUACACCACCACAAAGACCUCGAGAGAUAACACAAAUACAAAGACCACCAAUGAUUUUACCACAACACAGACCUUCAGAGAUUACAAAACCACAAAUACCUCCAGAGAUUACAUUCCCGCAAAGACUACCAAUGAUUAUACCACCACAAAGUCCACUAAUGAUUAUACCACCACACAGACCACUAGAGAUAACAUUACUACAAAGACCACAAAUCACUACAUCACCACACAGACAGACAGAGAUUACACCAGCACAAAGCCCACCAAGGAUUAUAUCACCACACAGAUGAUCAGAAAUGACACCCCCACAAAACCCACCAAGGACAACAGAGAUCACAUUAGAGAUCACACCACCGCAAAUGAUUUCACCAUCGGAGAUGACACCACUAUGAAAGAAAGUUCCACAUCACAAACAAAUAUUGCUGGAGUUAAGUCAGAUCCAUUAGGGACCAUUAUGAAAGAACUGUUGCCCAACAAGCCUAGUGGAUUAAUGAAAGACCUGCCCAAGACCACCAAGAGGUUUCCCAGUAAUGGUACAGGUGGCUACAUUUCAGACAGUGACUCUGGAGUCACCCCGUGUGUGCCCAUGAAAGUAUUCAGGUCAAAAAUGAGGAGUCCACAAGCUCCUCCAGCUUCACGUGACAUCAUCAAAAAAUUCUCCGACAAACCCAAAAGAACUUCUGAACCCCUGAAAGCCGACCACUCCUUAGUGGGAGAGCAUAUUACACCGAUUGUCCAAAGAGAAGACAACCCUGUGACUAAGUACCUGAAGAGCUCGAUAAACUUCAAUGAGAAGAUACCAAAAGGACCGUCAAGGGCUCGAGUGCAUUUUGAGGAUGAAUCAGCAGAAGAUGCAGAGUUUCGAUACCAGGAAAGACUUCUUCUGGAGAGAUUACAGGCGACUAAAAUGAGAACAAAUAUCUCACCAAGUCCUCAGAUGAACUAUACAGAAAGGACUGCCAAGUCCGAAUCUCCCGAGAGAUCUUCUUCACCAUUGAAGGAAGGGGAAAAGUCAAAAAUCACAGAUCACCAGACCAUCACCCAUCCAUAUAGACGUCAACCAUUCCCACCACAUGUAGCCAAGAAAGUGUUAAUUGAAAUACCCAGAGGUGGUCUUCCCAGCAGGCGUGUACCUCAAAUAAGGGCAUCCCCUGCAAUGAAGGACCUCACUAACAAACAGGUAUCUCCUCGAAAUGCGACUUCUCUUGAUGGAAUUACAAUGAACUUCCCAAACACCAGCCACGAAUGGAGGGAACAAUCCCAAAGUGUCACAGCAAUGAAAGACGAGGAAAGAGGGAACCAUAGUCUAUCAUCACUAGAAACCCUAGGCAGUGGAACCACAGAAGUUUCUUCUGAAGUCACAAUAAUGAAACUGGAAUGGGAAGACUCAAAUUCCUCUAUCGGCAGUGGAAAUCCAUCAAGAUCCUCAUCUGAAAACCGUGACCUCAAUCUGGACCAUACCUUACAGAAUAAAGGUGCAAAAAUCUCCUUCUACAGUAAAAUGAGGAGCAGCCUUCGUAUAAAGAAGAAGCUAAAUUCGGAAGACAAAAGCAGCAGUCGUCAUUCAGAUUUCAUCCCUAAGAGUCCUAAGGAUAUAGAACCAGACCAAAGGUCUUAUAAAUCUGUAGAAGCUGUCAGAGGAAUCCAUGGAAAAUCUAGUCCUCAUGGCGCAGCGAUUCGCAGAUUCCCCAACCAGAUUGCAGCAGAUGACGGUGGACCCCGUUUUCUUGGCGCGAGUAGGACGAAGAAGGAUUUUGGGGAGGAUGUAGAGAUGCAGGGUCCAGACCCAACCUCUCCAUUAAAGGAGCCAUAUUCUCCCAUGAGAUGGAUGCAUUCAUUACUGAAGAAAGGACGAGCUAAGGAUUACCUGGUCCGUGUACCCUCUCCACCUACAAAGGAAGCCAGUAGAUACAGAAGAGAUCAGAUCCCUGACCAAACAUCUGGAAGAGUCCUGUCCAUACAACCUGACUCCAGCCGCCUGGUGGAGCUGGAACGUCCAAAAAUGGGGUUCAAUGGAUUAUAUCUGACUAAGAAGAACCAAAAUGGUUACUCAGGGUUGUACGUGGUUCAGCUGAGCGGAGCCUUCACCUCAUCAUUUCCACAGGGAAUCUUAGAAGUGGGAGAUGAAAUCUUGGAGAUAAAUCGGCUACAAGCGAAGGACCUACGUUUGGAUGAAAUCUAUACUCUCCUUGAAGAAAGCAGCUGUGUUCUCCUCAGAGUGUCCCAGAACGUCUCCUUGGCUUCAUAGUCUUUAGAUAAUGUAAUGUCUACUUCGUGUCAUAUUUUACAUGGAUUUAAUAUGAAAUAAAAAAUAACAUUUGUAAUAUAAAGUAUAAAUAUAUUGUAAAAUGGAAAUGCUUAUCAGUGUUUGAGAUAUUUAAUCAAUGAGAAAGUACUGCUCUGAUCAGAACCACAACAGUGUCCCCCAUCACCGCUACAAUGGCCCCAUCAUAGAUACAGUGCCCAUUACAGUAAUAUAAGUGCCUCCAAUACUUCAGAUGCUUUAAUUACAGUCACAAUACCUUAUUACAACACAUUGCACCAUUAUACAACAGUGUCCAACUAAAUCACAGCACACCAACGCAGCCACAGUGCCCACUACAGUGCCCCAUCACAGCCACAGCGUCCUGUCAAAUCACAGUGCACAAACACAGCCACAGAGCAACAUCAAAUCACAGUGCACAAACACAGUACACCAUCACAAACACAGUACAACAUCACAAACACAGUACACCAUCACAAACACAGUAUAACAUCACAAACACAGUACACCAUCACAAACACAGUACACCAUCACAAACACAGUACACCAUCACAAACACAGUACACCAUCACAAACACAGUGCACCAUCACAAACACAGUGCACCAUCACAAACACAGUGCACCAUCACAAACACAGCGCACCAUCACAGCUACAUUAUACCAGAGUGCACCAUAACAAACACAGUACAACAUCACAAACACAGUACACCAUCACAGCUACAUUAUACCACAGUGCACCAUCACAAACACAGUACAACAUCACAAACACAGUACACCAUCACAGCUACAUUAUACCACAGUGCACCAUCACAGCCACAGAGCAACAUCAAAUCACAGUGCACAAAUACAGUACAACAUAACAGCUACAUUAUACCACAGUGCACCAUCACAAACACAGUUCACAAUCACAGUUCACCAUCACAGCUAACAGUGCUCAUUAUACCAUAGUGCACCAUUAUAGCUACAGUGUCCAGUCACAUCACAUUGCUCCAUCACAGCCACCGUGCACGUUAUACCACAGUACUUUAUCACAACAACACUACACUAUUACACCACAAUGCCCCCAUUUUAUCACUGCCCAAUCAAAGGCAUAGUGUCCCAUCAAACAGUUACAGUUCCCCCCCAUAUUUCCACUGUACCCCACACCCAAUAGUGCUCUUGCAUCACACAGUCCUCCCUUUGUAGUUACAGUUCCUCUAUCACAGGCUCAGUGCCCCAUGACAUUCACAGUGUUGUAUCACAUCCAUAAUGCCCUUAUCACGCCAUAGUGCCAUUUUUAUAUCAUAGUGCCCCAUCACUGCCAUAGUGUCCUAUCACAGUUAUUUGCCCUCAUACUUUGCAGCUAUUCUGUUUUCAGGAAAUUAUAUGUGAGUGCUAACUGGUGGCCACCUACAUGUCCCAUCCUAGGGAUCAGUACCGGAACACAGUUGUUUGUCUACAUAUUUAGGGAAAGAGGACCAGUCUAGUCUUCUAUUCAAAUUUUUGCAAUUUGUGGUAUAAAAAGGGUGUAUAUUUUUCAAUUUUCAGUGUCAGUACAAUAAUAUGGAAUUAGCCCUUUAGGGGAUUAGUUCAUUCUGAUAUUAGCUCUGCCCCCAUUUUUUAACCCUUUGUCAUUCCAGUAGCAGUAAAGAUUGGCUUUGUAUUUUUUCUUUUACCUGAUUGAAGUUUUUAUGUAUAUUUUUGAUAUAUAUCAGUGUGCUAUUUAUAUAAAUGUUUAAUAAAUAAAAUGUACAAGCUAUUACACUUAUAGGUCUGCAACAUAUGUUAAAGGGGUUUGCACAGCUUUAAAGAGAAUCUGACAGCUAGUUCACCCAUACUAAACCUAGUACACUGGGUUAUAGUGCGGGUGAUGAGCUGUAAAAUGAGAGGUUACUCACUGAAAUCCGUUGGUUAGGUUCAGAGUUAUCCUUGUAGAUAGUUUUAUUCCUAAUGCUCCUAAGGGCGCAUUGCAGGCAGCUCACCCAGCUCUCCUGUCUUAUCCGUAUUCAGGGCUGGUGCAAGGACUUUUGCCACCCUAGGCAAAAGCUAAUUUUGCCGCCCCUUGACUCCACCCAUUGGCCCACCCCCUGAGACGCCCCACUUACUACUGGGGUGAAACACUUUAACAAGCCCCCUCCUCAUGUAAUUAGCUUACUACUGGGUUGAGACUGUAACAAACCUCCUCCUCAUACUGCUGGCUGAGCAAGUGGUUCAGAUGCUGGUUGUCUAACUUUCUUGCGGCAGGCAGAUCGGCGCUCUAGGUGGCCCUGUCCAUAUUCCCCCAUCAACCCCGCCCCCUUAAUUAUUAUGAUAAUAAAGGCUUCGGGUGAGUGCACAGAGGGCCAAGCGCUCAACCGCUGCCUUUAUUAGCAUUAUAAUAAAGGGGGCAGGGCCGACUGGGGAAUACGGAGGAGAUGGGGGAGCUCGGUCAGUUAUUUUUGUAGUUAUUCUUGUAAAUAAUUUUAUUCCUAAUGCGCCCCAGCGCAGAUUGGAGGCUGGGAACCGGCUGGCCGAGCUCCCCUGCCUCCUGCAUAUUCCCCCAUUGCCCCAUGGGUGAGCGCACAGAGAGCAGAGUGCUCACCGACGGUUUUAAUAUGGAGGAGACAGGGGAGGUCGGCCAGCCGCCUCCCCGCCUCCAAUGCGCACGGGAUAACUCUGAACUUUACCAAUGGAUUUCAGUGAGUAACCCCUCAUUUUACAGCUCUUUACCCACAUUUUAAUCAAGUAUAUAUUAUCCAUAUAUACUGGUUUAUAUGAACUAGCUGUAAGAUUCUCUUUAAAUAUAUUCAUUGUAUAGGUCAGAAAAAAAGAAAUGUUUGCCACUUACAUGCUGUCAAAAAAUUAUCCAGUAAAGAGUCAGUGUAUUGAUUUACAUAGUACAGCGCCAACUGGUGGCCAAAGUGUAUAUGAAUGUGCAGGACCACCUACUGAACUGAGUGUUGGGACACACAUGCUCAGUCACUCACUCCACAGCAGAGCCACCAAUAGAAAUAGUUCUCUGCUUGUCAGGGAAGGAGCAGAACCUCUGCAGUAGCAGUAAAGCUAAGAAAAGACUCCUUAUAUUAUAUUGUUAGGUGCCAGAGGGGGAAGAAGACAGCUGCAGGGCAAAACCAUCUUCCCUCUACAGCAAAGAUCAGCAGCAUCACCAAUAUGGAAUGAUGAAUGGGAUAAACCCUUUAAUGAUAUAUAUAUAUAUUGUACUGGCCACAUAUGCUUAAUAAAAAAA
This is a messenger RNA of Hyla sarda, 6483 nucleotides long. RefSeq lists its product as uncharacterized. Gene Ontology annotation, molecular function: protein binding. Bases 105 to 3263 code for a protein of 1052 amino acids. NCBI's taxonomy places the organism in Eukaryota, Metazoa, Chordata, Amphibia, Anura, Hylidae. The record is from RefSeq and is a predicted model, not a curated record. The transcript has 12 exons.